Messenger RNA from Myiozetetes cayanensis, 1523 nucleotides. RefSeq names its product rab-like protein 2A. Gene Ontology annotation, cellular component: Golgi apparatus; endosome. The record is from RefSeq and is a predicted model, not a curated record. Lineage: Eukaryota; Metazoa; Chordata; Aves; Passeriformes; Tyrannidae. Gene Ontology annotation, molecular function: GTP binding; GTPase activity.
AUGGCCGCGCCGCAGGGGCGAGGGCGGGGCCCGGCGGAGGCGGGGCCCGGUGGGGAGGCGGGGCCGCGGGGGCGGGGCCGGGAGCGGUCCACGCGCGCCGCGUGGCAGCGGGGACGCGCAGGCGCGGCCAUGGCGGCGGCGGAGGGAGCGGAGCGGGACGAGCCCCGGGACGGAGCCCAGGACGGAGCGCGGGACGAGGUCGCGGCCGGCGCUGAGGAGACGGUGAAGAUCAUCUGCCUGGGCGACAGCGCCGUGGGCAAGUCCAAGCUGCUGGAGCGCUUCCUGCUCGACGGCUUCCGCCCCCAGCAGCUCUCCACGUUCGCGCUGACGCUGCACCAGCACCGCGCCCGCGUGGGCGGGCAGGAGGUCCUCGUGGACUUCUGGGACACAGCGGGCCAGGAGCGGUUCCAGAGCAUGCACGCCUCCUACUACCACCAAGCCCAUGCCUGCAUCAUGGUGUUUGAUGUGCAGAGGAAGGUCACCUACAAGAACCUGAACAGCUGGUACCGGGAGCUGAGGGAAUUCCGCCCGGAGAUUCCCUGCAUUGUGGUGGCCAACAAGAUCGAUGCGGAUAUGAAGGUGACCCAGAAAAGCUUCAACUUCGCCCGGAAGUUCAGUUUGCCCUUUUACUUCGUGUCUGCUGCCGACGGCACCAACGUGGUGAAGCUCUUCAACGAUGCCAUCAGACUGGCCCUGGCUUACAAACAGCACUCAGAAGACUUCAUGGACCAGGUCCUGCAGGAGCUGGAGAGCUUUGACCUGCAGAAGACGAGCAAGGAUUUAUCAGAUGAAGACUGCCCUGAAGAGGAACCCCCAUCUGCCUGAGCCCAGACCCUGAGCCUGGUUUUCGUUUGCCACUGCACCCUGAGCCCAGUUUCCCUUGGCUGGAUUUCUGGGGCCUGCACAGUGAUGUUCCUCGUGCCCCAGAGCUGUGGUGAUGGGCAGCUGGGCCUCUCCACUUCUUGUGGGAGCCCUUCUGGGCAGGAUCUCCCUUGGCUUGACCCUUGGCACUGCACAUCUUCACUCAAGUUGAAGAACGAAUGUGAACAGCCCAGCAGACUGACAGACAGAGCAGGGACUUCCCCAGCCCGUGGGUGCACUGAGCAGGGCUGAAAACACAGUUAAUGAGGAACACAGAAACUUUAUUUCAACACCUGGGUCAGGUCAGCGUCGGUGCAGGUGCAGCAGAGCAGCGUGGGCAGGACAGAGCAACCUCUGGCCCCAAGGCUACCUUUAUCCCAGCAGGAAAUGGCCGUGGUCCACUGUAGCCCUGGAUCCCCCUCAUCCUGCUGCUGCUUAAGCCUUUUUAUCUUUCAGGAAGUGCAGGAACUCCUGCAGCAGGUUCAGGAAUGGCACCAGGAGCAGGAGUGGGAAUGCCGUGGGCAUUGACAAGGCCGAGGAGGUCGGUGCCGGUCUCUGGCUGUGCUUGGGGAUCAAGCUGAUGUCUGGCUCUGGCACCAGCUUCAGGUCCUGCUCAGGGGUCAGGCUGAUGUGUGGCUCUGGCUCUGGCUUCAGACGCUGCU